Messenger RNA from Perkinsus marinus ATCC 50983, 815 nucleotides. RefSeq lists its product as hypothetical. Lineage: Eukaryota; Perkinsozoa; Perkinsida; Perkinsidae. The transcript has a single exon. Bases 1 to 438 code for a protein of 145 amino acids. The record is from RefSeq and is a predicted model, not a curated record.
AUGUCCUUCCUCGUCCGCGAAGUUGUGUCUGAGGAUAGUCCUCAUCAACACCAGAACGGCUCUGAGAAGCCUCUGGUCCGUGCCGGACCUGCCUCCACAGAAAGGGAGCCGUAUCCGUUCGUCGGGGAGUACAUCUGCAAAAAGGGUUUGAUCGGCAGAGUCAAAAUCGAAGACAACUCUGAGGGAAAGAAUAUCACAUUCUACAGACAGCCGAAUGCGAUUCUAGCUAAGUCGAGUUACGGGUGUGGCUUCACGGCUCAUCCCGAAUGGAAAGUAUGGUUUCUCAAUCUUCAAGACCCGUGUAAGGCUCUUAUAAACGACUCCCACGGCUACUACGACUCUACGAUGCUCACCGCUACAUAUGACGUUGUUUCCAAAGGACUCUUGGUUAUCCCCAACACGGUCACGAAGAUUGUGGAGUGCGAGAUUGUUAAGUGAAUAUUUAGUAGAUAUCAGCAACUGGGAGUCCGAUGCGAAAGUUAAUAUUUUUAUGGGUCUUCUGUUUUUACGUGGUUCGCUGGUCCUGAGUAAAAAUUCUGUCCCCGGUUUGUUCUCACCUACUCAUCCACCAGCUGAUGGUGACAUUUUAUUAUUGCAUUGUAGCAGCCUGUUUUGAUAGGCUGGCGGUAGAGUCAAUGUCUCAAUUAUCAAUCUUAUCAUUUGUAGUAUCGACCGGUAUGUAACGUCAUACGUGUGUCUUAUGAUGGUGGUGAGUCACCACUGGUGUCAACUGCCUGAGCUAGGCGCUUACGUUGCGAACUCAGUUUAGUGUACACGAGGAUCGAUAAGAUGUUUAAAUAUUCACUCUUGAACAU